Acanthisitta chloris (rifleman) is the source of this 2223-nucleotide messenger RNA. RefSeq names its product collagen alpha-4(IV) chain-like. The coding region runs from base 1 to 2223 and encodes 740 amino acids. The transcript has 17 exons. Gene Ontology annotation, cellular component: collagen trimer. The record is from RefSeq and is a predicted model, not a curated record. Lineage: Eukaryota; Metazoa; Chordata; Aves; Passeriformes; Acanthisittidae. Gene Ontology annotation, molecular function: extracellular matrix structural constituent.
AUGGGAAUCUCUGGUGUAAAAGGUGAAGAAGGACAAAUGGGUCCACCUGGGCCUGCUGGAGAAUGUGGGGAUAUGGGAAUAAAAGGUGAAAGAGGAUCCCCAGGAGACAGUGGCUGCAUUAACAUCCGUCCUGAGAAAGGACAAAUGGGGGACCCAGGGCUUCCUGGUGAGAAUGGAUUUAGAGGAGAAAGAGGUGAAAAAGGCAAUACUGGUUUCAGAGGCACCCGAGGGUUUCCAGGGAAGCAUGGUGUUCCAGGACUGCCAGGUGACCAAGGUGACCCUGGUGUGAUGGGAUUUCCAGGAUCGAGGGGCUUCCCAGGACCAAAGGGCUUUAGAGGAAUUACAGGCUUUCAAGGAGAACCAGGUGACCAGGGUGAUGUUGGCUUACCAGGAAUUCCUGGAAAUCCAGGACUGACUGGCCCAAAAGGAUGUAAAGGGCUCUGUGGAUUCCCAGGGGAGAAAGGUUUCCCAGGUAUCCAAGGACAGCCUGGAAGGCCAGGUUCCAAGGGUGACCCUGGAUACCCAGGAAUACCUGGAUUACCAGGAGCUGCAGGUCCUCAGGGACUGCCAGGAGAACCUGGAGAGAAAGGGAAACAAGGAAUUUUGGGACCUCCAGGAUUGCAAGGGUUACCUGGAUCCCAAGGCAGAAAAGGUCUUCCUGGACUGCCAGGACUGGAUGGCUUGGAUGGACUGAAAGGUCAAAAAGGUUCUGCAGGAGCUCCAGGUCACAGUCAAACAGGGCCCCCAGGAUACUCAGGAGAAACUGGACCAAAAGGAGACAGAGGUGAACCUGGAUGGCCUGGGAUUUCUAUUCCAGGCUCCCCUGGAGAAAGGGGAUUCCCAGGAUUUCCAGGCAGAAGAGGACCUGUUGGACCCACUGGACCUAUGGGAAGACCUCCUGAUAGUGCAUCUCCUGGUCCUCCAGGUGAUCAAGGACCACCUGGUAUAGAUGGCAUCAGAGGUCAUCCUGGGAAUCCUGGUCCUCCUGGAGACACUAUCUUUGUGCAAGGAGAUCCAGGUGAUAUUGGCAUUCGAGGGGCUCCAGGUAAUCGUGGGCAGCGAGGACAGCAAGGAGCCAGAGGUCCUUCAGGGAACCAAGGAAGAGAAGGCCCAAAGGGUCCUAUGGGAAUCCAAGGCCCACAGGGUCCACAUGGUGCUACAGGAGAACCAGGAGACCAAGGAUUUCAAGGAAGACCUGGUCCCAGAGGUCCCACAGGUCCUUCAGGUUUCAUAGGUGACCCUGGUGAACCAGGAAAAGUAGAUGAUUCAUGCCCUACAAUCCCAGGGCCUCCUGGGGAAGCAGGGCAAAGAGGAGAGGAUGGCUCUGCAGGACUCCCAGGGCCAAUAGGCCACCCUGGAUCCCAAGGGAGAAAAGGUGAAGAAGGGUCAUGUGGCCUACCAGGUCAAGAUGGUUUACCUGGGGCACCUGGACCACCAGGUGACCAAGGGAGCAUAGGAGAGCAAGGAUACGCUGGGCCACAAGGUCCACCUGGCCAGACUGGUAUCCCAGGCCCACCAGGCCCCCAAAUUAGAUCUGCAAGUGGAUUCUUGCUCGUCCUUCACAGUCAGUCGGACAGAGAACCACUCUGCCCACAGGGGAUGCCAAAAUUAUGGACUGGGUAUAGUUUGCUGUACCUGGAAGGACAAGAGAAAGCCCAUAAUCAAGAUCUUGGUCUGGCAGGAUCUUGCCUCCCUGUGUUUAGUACCAUGCCAUUUGCCUACUGCAAUAUCAACCAAGUUUGUUACUAUGCCAGCCGAAAUGACAAGUCUUACUGGUUAUCCAGCGCUGCUCCCUUACCGGUGACGCCGCUGUCCGAGGAAGAAAUCCGACCAUACAUCAGCAGAUGUGCUGUGUGUGAGGCCCCAGCACAGGCAGUGGCAAUUCACAGCCAAGAUCAGUCAAUUCCUCCCUGCCCAGUGAACUGGAGGAGCCUUUGGAUAGGAUAUUCUUUUUUGAUGCACACAGGAUCUGGUGAUCAGGGUGGUGGACAGUCCCUUAUGUCACCUGGAAGUUGCCUGGAAGACUUCAGAUCAGCACCAUUCAUUGAAUGCCAGGGCCAGAGGGGAACAUGCCAAUUCUUUGCUAAUGAAUACAGUUUCUGGCUAACAACUGUGAUACCUGAGCUGCAGUUUGCAUCAGCUCCCCUGUCAGGAACUCUUAAAGAAGGCCAAGAGCAGAGGAAAAAAAUCAGUAGAUGCCAGGUAUGCCUGAAGCAUGGCUAA